This is a messenger RNA of Xiphias gladius (swordfish), 2042 nucleotides long. RefSeq names its product glycerol-3-phosphate dehydrogenase [NAD(+)], cytoplasmic-like. NCBI's taxonomy places the organism in Eukaryota, Metazoa, Chordata, Actinopteri, Istiophoriformes, Xiphiidae. Bases 464 to 1513 code for a protein of 349 amino acids. The transcript is spliced from 8 exons. The record is from RefSeq and is a predicted model, not a curated record. Gene Ontology annotation, cellular component: glycerol-3-phosphate dehydrogenase (FAD) complex; cytosol. Gene Ontology annotation, biological process: glycerol-3-phosphate catabolic process; carbohydrate metabolic process. Gene Ontology annotation, molecular function: glycerol-3-phosphate dehydrogenase [NAD(P)+] activity; NAD binding; protein homodimerization activity.
GUGGGCUGGUCGAGACAAUAUGGGUUCCCAUAUUUCCGGUCAAUAUUUAAUAAUACAUGACCGGCGAACCACUGAUGCGCCAUGCGUGAGCUUCCCCGUUCUUCUCCGUGCACUCACCGCGCCCGUUCGGCUUAUAGGCCCGAUGGGGAAGGGUAAACCUUGAAGCGCGUGUGAAAGUGGGGGGAAAAGAAGAAGAAGAAGGAAGAAGGAGAAGUAGAAGAAGUGUUGCAAGUGUGUUAAGACGUCUGCGAUACUUUGUUUUGAUGUGAUUUCUGCUUUCUGGAGGAUAAAGGUGUGACCGUGACGAGCGAGGGGAGGGUCGAACCGAGUGGUGACUUUUGAAGGGCGGAUGAGGAAGUUAUCGUAGACCGGCUGGGGGGAAAAGAAAAAAAAAAAAAACACAGAAGAAGAGGAUCUUCAGUGUUGCCGAGCAGUAGGACCAACCACUAGCCGCUCUUCAAGGAUGCCUGGAAAGAAAGUCUGCAUCGUGGGCUCGGGAAACUGGGGCUCCUCCAUUGCCAAAAUCGUGGGGCGCAAUGUCAAGGCAUCCAACCGCUUCGACCCGGUGGUGAACAUGUGGGUGUAUGAGGAAGUGAUUGAUGGGAAGAAGCUGACGGAGAUCAUUAAUACAGAGCACGAAAAUGUCAAAUACCUCCCAGGUCACAAGCUGCCCAGGAAUGUGGUUGCCGUUCCAGACAUCACAGAGGCCGUCAAAGGAGCAAAGGUCCUCGUCUUCGUGAUCCCACACCAGUUCAUCGGCAAACUCUGUGAUCAGAUGAAGCCUCACAUCACAGAGGGAACCAUCGGGAUAUCGCUCAUCAAGGGUAUAGAUGAAGGACCAGAUGGACUGAAGCUCAUCUCGGACAUCAUCCGAGAAAAACUAGAGAUUGACGUCAGCGUCCUGAUGGGGGCCAACAUCGCUAGCGAGGUGGCGGACGAGCAGUUCUGUGAAACCACCAUUGGGGCAAAGAAUGAGGCAAACGGCCAUAUCUUCAAAGAGCUGCUCCAGACUCCCAACUUUCGCAUCGCCGUCGUAGAUGAGAGCGAUACGGUGGAGCUGUGUGGAGCAUUAAAGAAUAUUGUGGCAGUAGGUGCUGGAUUCUGCGACGGCCUCGGUUUUGGCGACAACACCAAAGCGGCGGUGAUCAGGCUGGGUCUAAUGGAAAUGGUCACCUUCGCCAAAAUGUUCUGCAAAGGCCAAGUAAGCUCCUCCACCUUCCUGGAAAGCUGCGGCGUGGCCGACCUCAUCACCACCUGCUACGGAGGACGAAACCGAAAAGUUGCCGAGGCCUUUGUCAAAACAUCCAAGUCCAUUGCCGAACUGGAGGCAGAGAUGCUCAACGGCCAGAAGCUUCAGGGGCCACAGACUUCAACUGAGGUCUACAAGAUCCUACAAAAGAACGAGAUGGUCAACAAGUUUCCUUUGUUUGCAGCAGUCUACCACAUCUGCUUCGAGGGCAAAGAGGUGAAAGAGUUCAUCACCUGUCUGCAGAAUCAUCCAGAGCACAUGUAAUGUGACCAGUCUGUGGAGACACAUUCCCCGCUGCUCCUUCAGUAGCAAUUUGUUAUCACUAGAGGGUGAAAGACACUCAGCCAAUACAACCGUUGGCACUUUUUACUCGAGAUUAUUUUUUAUCCGAGACAUUACAUGAUGGAACCUAUAUUUUCUAAGCUUCAAAAGCAAUUUAUUUUGUUGAUUUUGCUCUUAUAUUGUAAAAGGUUCUGUCAAAUUCAUUUUGGCUUUUGUGCAGGGAUUUUAAAAAUAUUAAUGAAAUAAUACUAAAUAAGCUGUAAAAUAUAUUUAUCAACAGUGGCAGGUAAAAAACUUUUUCCAAGGCAGGUCACUCCACUUGUAUUCCUGCCAUAAUUGCCAUAAAAUGUCAUAAUUUUUUUAUGGAUGCACAUAAAUGCAACACUGUUUGUCUGACUUGCAUUUCACUACAUGACAGUGUCCUUCCAAUCUCAGAAUUAAAACUAAUAAUAUUCUUUUUUUUUUUUUAUCUUUUAUGUGGCGUUUUUAUUCCAAAUAAAAUCAAGUCAUA